Loa loa (African eye worm) is the source of this 819-nucleotide messenger RNA. Its product is annotated as membrane-anchored cell surface protein. NCBI's taxonomy places the organism in Eukaryota, Metazoa, Nematoda, Chromadorea, Rhabditida, Onchocercidae. The transcript has 3 exons. Bases 1 to 819 code for a protein of 272 amino acids. The record is from RefSeq and is a predicted model, not a curated record.
AUGUUCCAUUUGCUAGUUACUAUCAUAUUUUUCUCAUCCAAACAAUGUAACGGUCAAUUAGGUUACGGUGGUAAUGGUUACUGUUCCACCUGUACACUGGAUAAUAGUGGUUCAAUCUCGCGAGGAUUCGGUUUCGGUGGUGGCAAUUAUGUUGGUUCGUCGAGUAUCGCAAAUUCAGACUUGGCUAGCCAAAAUUUGCAUUCAUUAUCCACAAGCAAUAGUUUCAUUAUUCCAAACAACGGCUAUGUCUAUGGUUCGAAUGGUUACGGUGUCGGUACAGGUUAUGGCAACAGCCAAACUGGUAAUAAUCUGAACUACGGUUCUCCCUCUACAAACGGGAUAUCCUGGAAUAACGCUUAUAGUUCUACCGGAAAUUAUGGCGCAGGAAGUGGAUAUAUGAAUUGUUACAAUAAUAACUGUUUAACAAGUAGCGAACUUAAUACAAUUCCCAGUGCAUCAGUGAAUACUGGUAUAAGUUACGGUAUUUCCGGAAGCAAUGACAUAUACAGUUCUUCGCUACCGGACAUGAGCUACAAGACCUACUCAUUACCUUCUGCUUCCAGUGUGUACCCUAAUUUAGGUUCAUUUUCAAACGCCUAUGUCAAUAACAGACAUUCAGGUCCGGAAAGUUAUUCAUUACCGAUCACAUACAGCAGCUAUCCGCCUGUGUAUGGUAGUUACGGUAGUCAAGGCAAUAUCAAUUCUCUGAGUAAUCUGUUUUUCCUUCCUAACUAUUCGGGAAGCCAAAAAGUAGUAGCUGCAGAUGAUGUUUCCGGAAUAGGAAAAUCGUUAUCAUCAUCGACCUCGGCUACUUCGUGA